UUAUUGGAAGCCCAGAGGGCGGCCAACAACAUUAUUCAUCGGAUUUUGUCACACUACCGGACAUCCAGCUGCAAUGGAGGGUCGAAAUAAACAGCGGGCUGGCAAUGAGGUACGCGCAGCACCCCCCAACCAAGACCAUUUUCGUAUCAAAGUAGAGGAAGGUGUGAUGAACCUCGAUCUAAGCCUGGCUGCUGAACAACCGUUCGACAUUGGAACUUUUGCUAGUAAUAGCUACGAGCGAUGCAAGGCAGAUUUCACCCAACAGGACGCUGGUGAUCACGAUCAAAAGACGCUAGAUCUAGAGCAGCAAAUAGAUAGAGCAUCGAAGGCACCAUCCUGCGCGGUUUAUCAAAUUGGUAGAUCAGUGGCAAUGGCGAAUGAGGAUAAUGAUUUGAUCAAAUACGAUGCUGGUAGCAACCAGCGAGAAAUGGCUAAUUCAGGGAAGCACGAAUGUGAAAGCUGUGGCAAACGUUUCCCCAAAAAGUUGCAUCUUAAACGUCAUAUGCGAUGUCAUUAUCGCGAAACAUUUCAAUGUGAUGAUUGCGGAAAGAAGUUUAAAAUGAAAAUUUAUCUCGAGAAACACUGUCGCUUGCAUCAGGAUCAAGAUAAACACGAAUGUGACAUUUGCGGUAAAAAAUAUGCUGACACGCGAUGGUUGAGUCAACAUCGUCUCGGGCACGUUGGAGAGAAACGUUACGACUGCAAAAUAUGUGGUAAGGCAUUUAGGGGAAGCUAUGGUGUCACACGACACAUGCAAACGCACAGCGAUGAAAAACCGUUUGGCUGUGAUUUGUGUGAUAAGCGAUUCGCGACCAAACAGAAGGUGGAAUAUCAUCGCCGACGACAUAGUGACAAUCCGUUUUUCCCGUGUGAGACAUGCGACAAGAGCUUCUACACUAACUAUGAACUGCAAGUCCACUUACGGCGACAUACCGGCGCAAGACCCUAUAUAUGCAAACUUUGUGGAAAAGGUUUUGCUUAUAAGACUAGUUUGAAUGAUCACGAGCAGAGAAUACAUCUGCAAAAUAAGACCGUGGGUAGAAGAUCGAAAACGAAACCUGUGAAAAUCAACAAAGCAUUGUAUGAUGUAGAGACAGGCCAAUCGACUACUAACGGAGCAAAAGCUGAAGAGGGUACUAGCAAAAAGCCCAGUUCCCCUGGUAAAGUGAAUUAUAUUUGCGAGUUCUGCAGCAAAGGUUUUCCCACUAGAAGAGGUCUCAAUCAACAUGUUCUUCUACACGAUACAAUAACUAAACCUCAUGCUUGCAAAACUUGUGGCCUAGCAUUUCGAUAUAGGAGCUACCUGGUUGAGCAUAUGUAUACUCACUCUGACGAACGACCUUACAAGUGUGAAGUUUGCGACAAAAGUUUCACACGGGUAGAACGUCUUCUGGCACAUUGUAGCACCAUGGACCAUACUCUCACUGACGUAAAGCUUUUUAAGUGCGAGGUUUGUAACGAGAAAUUCACGUUCAAGAAAAAUCUCAUUAAACAUUCACUCAAACACAAAGUUGGAGCUAAGCCGCAUGUUUGCAAAAUCUGCGGUAAAGGAUUUCAAUAUAAAAACAUUCUGAUUAGGCAUACGUGGGGUCACGCUGUCGAACCACCCUACAAAUGUGAAAUCUGCAACAAACCUUUCAUGCAAGAGAAAAACUUCCUAGCACAUAAUCGGGUGCAUCCAGUCGAACACAUUUGCCAUAUCUGUGCAAAAGUAUUUCAUCAGAUGAAAGACUUAGAACAGCAUGUAUGUGUCAAAGACCAAUCGGUUUCAGAUUCAAAGCUUAUCAUCGGAACAGCAGAAAAACCGCAGCAUCUCUCUGAUGAAGAGCAAUCAGUUUCAGAAUCGGAUCCAUUCGCAGAAACGGUUGAGACUUCGUCUGAUGAUGAAGAUAAACCUAUUCCAGAGUUGUACCUAAUGAACGAAGUAGCAGAUACACCACAGCAUCUCUCAGAUGAAGAUCAAUCGAUUUCAGAGCCGUACUUAAAGAAUGAAGCAGUAGAGACACCGCAGCAUUUCUCUGAUGAAGACAACACAUUUACAGUAGCGGUAGAGACAGAACUGCAUCUCUCUGAUGAACACCAAUCUAUUGCAGAACCGAUCCUAUCCAAUCAGGCAGUAGAAAGUCCCGGCGAACCGCCGGCAGUAACCGGCGAGACGCAAAGUCCCACUGAUAACAAAAGUUUUAUGUGCGAAAUCUGUAGCAAAUGUUUUCCAACUAGAAGAGGUCUCAACCAACAUGUUGAUCUACACAAAACAACAAGCAAGCCUCAUGUUUGUACAAUGUGCGGCAGAGGAUUUCGAUACAACAGCUACCUGGUUGAACACAUGUUGACCCACUCUAGCGACCGACCGCACAAGUGUGAAAUCUGCAACAAAAGUUUCACACGAAUACAGAGGCUGCUGGAGCAUAAUCGCAUCAAGCAUCAUAGUACUGCCGACGAAAAGAGUUUUGAGUGUGAAACCUGUAACGAGAAAUUUACGUUCAAGAAAGAUCUCAUUAAACAUUCACUCGAGCACAAGAAGGGCAGUAAACCUCAUCUGUGCAAAACCUGCGGUAAAGGCUUUCGCUAUAAGAGCUAUCUGGUUGAGCACAUGUUGCGCCACGAGGAUGUAAAACCUUUCACGUGUAUGAUCUGCAACCAAGGCUUCAUCAGAGAAAAGCUCUUACUGGCACAUAUUCGGAUGCACACGGCCGUACACAAGUGUGAAGUUUGUGAAAAAGUGUUUAAUAAACCGAAAGACUUGCAGCACCAUCUCCUCGAGCAUGCCGUUAUGUGCGAUAUAUGCGGCAAUUCGUUCAGUAGAAAUUACAUUAAGAAACACAAACAAAUACACAGCGGCGCUAGAAAGCAAUAUCCGUGCGAGCUGUGUGGCAGGAAAUUCCUCACCCGGCAUGACAUGAAAACGCACCUGGAGCGACACACCGGCGAGCGGUCGCACCUGUGCGAAAUAUGCGGUAAAGAGUUCUUCACCAAAGGCGAAGUUAGGCAUCAUAUGCGAGUUCACAUUGGGCGACCACGAUGAAAAGGGCAAUCGGUACUAGGGCAAAGACUAUGCUCACAUACAUAAAGGUAAUCAUCAUCUUUCAUUUUGUAAAUUCGAUUGGAAAAUCGAAACUUUGUAUUUGAGAAUAAGGCCGAACACUGCGGCUUAUUCUGACUUCUAUCAUCCUACAUGCUACAAAUUAAA
Molecule: messenger RNA, 3190 nt
Organism: Sabethes cyaneus
Lineage: Eukaryota; Metazoa; Arthropoda; Insecta; Diptera; Culicidae
Product: zinc finger protein 850-like
Exons: 3
Coding region: 74-3025 (983 amino acids)
Biological process (GO): regulation of DNA-templated transcription
Molecular function (GO): DNA-binding transcription factor activity, RNA polymerase II-specific; RNA polymerase II cis-regulatory region sequence-specific DNA binding
Source: RefSeq, a predicted model, not a curated record